ACGCUUUUGCAAAUUCAUUGGACUGGUGUCUAAUUAUAUUUUCAACCGUAAAUUAUUUUCAUGAACAAAAUAUCGUGGUAAAUGUCUUAUUGUGUAUAAGCACAUCACGUUAUCAAAACGUUACAUUGACUUAGAUUUAACAGAUCACGGUUUUAGUUGUUAAAGAGUCGAAACCUAUCUUUUAUCAGUACAUGUAUACAAGUUAUAUUUGAUUUCCAAAGUGAAACUCUUUCGAAUACCGCCAUGUUUAAUCACAGACAAAUGGCUAACGUGUAAAAUGUUGACUUAUUAGGAUAUACCAAAAACAUCCUAAGUAUUUUCAUUUUGGACAAAAAGGAUCGUGAUUUAAGAAAUGGCGAACAAGACAUUUCAUCCCGCGGACUACGCUGUGUUUGCGGCCAUGCUGGUGAUAUCAGCAGGAAUAGGUGUUUUUCAUGCUGUUUCUGGUGGUAAACAAUCGACAAACCGUGAAUUCCUCAUGGCUAACCGUCAAAUGAUGUCACUUCCGGUGGCGCUGUCUGUAUUGGCCAGCUUCUUUUCGGCGUCAACGCUUUUAGGGACCCCCGCUGAGAUAUACCAGUACGGGACUCAGUAUUGGAUGUCUGUGUUUGGGGCCAUGCUGGCCCCUCUCACUGGGGCCCUACUGUUUGGUCCAAUGUUCUUCAAUCUGAAAAUCGUCAGUGUGUUUGAGUAUCUAGAGAUGCGAUUCCAUUCCAAGUCAGUCCGGCUGUUUGGAGCGACAUUGUUUCUAUUGCGGGCUACUCUCGGAAUUGGGAUAGUUCUCUACGGGCCUUCUACAGCUCUUAGUGCAGUCACCAACUUUCCUGUCUGGGCCAUUAUUGUAAUGGUUGGAGGGAUAUGCACAUUUUAUACGACUUUGGGAGGAAUGAGAGCGGUGAUAUGGACGGAUGUGUUUCAGACUAUAGUCAUGGUAGCCGGUAUGAUAGCGGUCCUAAUACAGGGAUCUAUUCAAAUUGGAGGCUUAAGUGAAGUAUGGAAAAUCGCGUACGAAAAUGAUCGGAUUGAGUUUUUCAAUUUCGACCCGGACCCUGAAGUACGUCAUUCCUUCUGGUCACUUGUCGUCGGUAUAUAUUUUGUAUGGUUGCCGCCGUAUACCGUCGAUCAACAGAUGGUACAGAGAUUCUCGUCAGCCAAAUCUUUGAAGGAUGCAAAAUUUGCUUUGCUGUGUAACCUUCCCGGUAUGUUCGUCAUCAUAACUCUAUGUUCUCUGGUGGGCGUGGUUUUAUACGCAAAUUACGCUACGUGUGACCCAUUGAAAAACAACGACAUUGAAAAUGUGAACCAGUUGUUGCCUUACUUUGUGAUGGAGAUAUUCACAGACCUUCCUGGCCUACCCGGAUUGUUUGUGGCCUGUAUAUUUAGUGGUGCCCUCAGUUCAGUCUCCUCCAUGUUGAACUCAUUGGCGGCUGUGACAUGGGAAGAUUUCCUGAAACUUAGACUGGGAAUGGUGGACGAGACAACGGCAGCCAGAAUCACAAAGGCUCUCGCUGUGGUGUUCGGUUGUUUGGGUGUAGGGAUGGCAUUUGUCGUGGAGCAGAUGGGCGGAACAGUUCUUCAGGCAUCCUUAACCUUCAACGGGGCUAUAGGAGCUCCCCUGGUGGGCGUAUUCAUACUUGGAGCGUGUUUCACACGUGCAAACUGGAUUGGGGCUCUGGCCGGUGGAAUCAUUGGUUUCAUUUUCCCUAUAUGGCUUGGAAUAGGAAAGUAUGUGAGACAACCCCAAAAUGUUAAACUUCCAACAAACAUCAUGGGUUGUUCUGCCGAAAAUCGAACGUCGACACCUUUUCUGAACACUACACUAUCUACAGUCUCUACAAUUUCGUCAGUCACGGCGGUAAAUGAAGCGAGGUCUUUCAACGGAAGCAUCUCUAUAUCUAACGAGUUGACUGGACUGGACAGACUGUACGGGUUGUCAUACCUCUGGUUCAGUGCAAUAGGUAUCCUAACAGUGGUGGUCAUUGGCCUGGUGGUCAGCUGGUUGACCGGUAAUCCUGAAGAAGACAAAGUGGCGGAUAAUCUUCAACUUCACUUUUGGAGACGGCUGUAUGAUGUAUUUCUCUCUCGCUGUUCUGGGAAUACAGACGAUGAUGAGGACACUCCAGGAAUGGAAGAGGAAAAUGAAUUGAGAGACGAUUACGCAAGGGUUGAUGACGUAACAACAUCGUUGUAAAACAUCAUCACUUUCUGUGUUACUCCAUUAUACAUUGUAUGUAUUAGUACAUACACGUGUAUGUGUUGAUCAAAUUAACAAAUAUCCACUUGAAGUAUGAUAUGUGACAUGUAUAUACUGUAACUAUG
Molecule: messenger RNA, 2319 nt
Organism: Pecten maximus
Lineage: Eukaryota; Metazoa; Mollusca; Bivalvia; Pectinida; Pectinidae
Product: sodium-coupled monocarboxylate transporter 1-like
Exons: 16
Coding region: 353-2191 (612 amino acids)
Biological process (GO): sodium ion transport; transmembrane transport
Cellular component (GO): membrane
Molecular function (GO): symporter activity
Source: RefSeq, a predicted model, not a curated record